AUGCAGAACUAUUCUAUGGCAGAUCUAGCGGUGCCUAAAUCUGACGUCUCCUUUGUGGACUGCACGUAUCUCAAUUGUUCGCAACCGAAUGAGGAGAUAGCACACUACGCGCAGUACUGUACCGGGUGGAAGAUGCUCAGCGUGUCUCGCUGUGUGACCGAUGACUUCGAAUACCUGGGAGCGGAUACGUAUCUAGGGAUGAUGUGGUCUAUUGGUGGUGACCCGAACAUGACUCCGCCCAUUCGACUGAGAGACCACACGUGGACAAAAGACAUUGCUGAAUAUGUGGCAACGUCACCUUCUCCGUCUACGUGGUGCACACAGUGCCACAUGAGCUUGAUCGGGCCUGGAACGAGUGCCCUCUUAACAAUGGAUUUGGAUCACUGA
Molecule: messenger RNA, 387 nt
Organism: Phytophthora nicotianae INRA-310
Lineage: Eukaryota; Oomycota; Peronosporomycetes; Peronosporales; Peronosporaceae
Exons: 1
Coding region: 1-387 (128 amino acids)
Source: RefSeq, a predicted model, not a curated record